This is a messenger RNA of Trichobilharzia regenti, 804 nucleotides long. Lineage: Eukaryota; Metazoa; Platyhelminthes; Trematoda; Strigeidida; Schistosomatidae. The record is from the annotation of a GenBank genome assembly.
CACCUAUUGUUUUUCUUACAGAUAUUAAGUCAGUGGGUUUCCAUUAGGCAUUAAAAAUCAGUUUCUGGUUUGAAUUUCUACGAAUGCUCAAUUAGAAGACCAACCAUGAAAUGCUUUGGCGGUAGAGGUGAGAAGAAAAUGGAAAGGAAAUACAAACAGUGGAAUACUUAUGCAAUAUCUUGCUAUGAAAACUGUGGUAACUGUUGCUGCUGCUUAGUAUGCUGCCCAUUUGCUAUUACUGAAAUUUAUCACUAUGCCUGUUCAUUACCAUGGUCAAUAGCAUUUCUAUUUUCGAUUAUACUAUUGCCAUUUCAUAUGUGUACAAUACUAAUACUCCGUCAAAGAGUUCGACGUGCGCACCGCAUCGAAGGCAACUGUAUUAGUGACCUGUGCUGUUUAAUGUGUUGUUGUUGGCCCACUAUUAUUUGUCAGUUACGCGAUCAAAUACUACAUCUGCGUUCCAAAGCUGAAUGGAAGUUAGGUUAUUCAGAACGAUUGGAUGAUAAGCCACCAUGGGUGAAGCUUUUCAGUAAACUAAAAAGGAAGAAAAGAAAUAAAGAUGAAGAAAGCGCAACAAACAGUGAUGAUGAUGUUGAAGACGAUAACGAUGAAAACGACGAAGAUGAAAACCAAGAUGAGGACACUGAUCAAGAAGACAGUGAAGAUGAAGCGGAUCAAAGUAAAUCCAGUUCAAGAAAAAAAUGACUGUUGUAAAGAAAUCCCAUUAUCAUUUAAAGCUUUAUAAUAUAUUAUCAGCAUGUUCCACUCCCUUUCAAGUCAGUUAUAAAAACAGGUGCUUACCAG